This is a messenger RNA of Lachancea fermentati, 1821 nucleotides long. Lineage: Eukaryota; Fungi; Ascomycota; Saccharomycetes; Saccharomycetales; Saccharomycetaceae. The record is from the annotation of a GenBank genome assembly.
AUGGACCGGAUCAAACAAUUAGAGGAAAAAAAGAGAAAAUUACAAGAGCUUAGAGAAAGAAGAAAGUACGUAAAUGACUCCAGUUCUAUAAUAAGCAACGACGAACGGAUAAAGACGCUUUUGGAGAAUGUCAAAGUUGGAGGACACAGAGAAACAAUCAGCAUAUCUACACAAACCGAUGAUUUCGAACAGCCAUCAAGCGCUGCGCCUUCUAGCGUAGACGUACGAGAAGUAAUCACGUAUGAGAAAUCUGUUCAAACAGACUUUUUUGAUGAGGAAGAACCGUGUACGCAAAUAACAGAGACUGAGCACCAAGUAAUUCGUGACCUAGAGGGCGAAUUUGAGACUGAAAAAUCUGAUGAAGAUGCAGAUAACUAUGCUGAAGAUAAAUUGGAAGUUUUUCCCAAAGAACAAUCCCAAACAGAUAAGAUUGUGCCUCUAGUUUAUCAAGAUCAGGGCAUUUCUGUGAUAACCAAAACCUUCGCUCUCAGCGAAGUACUCGAGAAAAGUAAUGCCCAUCUUCAAGAUCAAAACACUACCAAUGGUAAUAAUUUUGACCUACGUCAGAUUUUGGAUCCGGAAUUCACCGGUGUUGGGUCAAAAAUAUGUUCAUGCAUAGAUGUUUACAGCGGCUUCGUAAUGUCAAUUGUUCAACACAAUGACAAAUCAGAAACGCACUCGUCAUCAUCCUAUGUAUACGUCUAUCAGUUUGAUAGUGGAAAGCUACUAGAUGCUGUUGAGUUUCAAGGUCAAUCACUUUUAAAAGGUGAAUUUCUGCGAAAUCCUUCCUCAAAGAUCGUAUCUAUCAUUCUAACUUCUUACAACGGUAAGACAAUUUUAUAUGAACUCAGAGCUGUAUCCUAUAACGAUGGCCCUAUCAAAGUUGAGCGGAAUAUUAUAUCCAAGAACUACCACAAUUAUCCAAUUUUGGCAUUGUGGCAGUUUCACACCAGGGACGCCAGAUUCUUAACAGCAAGCACAGAUGGGAGUGUGCGAGAAAUAAAUGCUGUAGAUAUGUCGCUCUACGAAGAAAUAGGCUCACAUACUACCCCUUUUUCUUUCAAACUUUUGCCCGUCAGCGCGUCAGAUUUAAUGCUUGAUAGCCCCUCAUCGCGAGGUACCUCAUAUGAUAUGUUUUGGGACCAGUUAUCGCGGAUGUCGCUCUACGACGAAAUUGCAAUUGUGUCGUUAGUCACACUACCCCAGGAUCAAACUACACUUUAUGUGGGUUGUGAAGAUGGAGGUAUAUACAAGAUCACUCCCCAGAACGACACAGACAAACAUAAAACAAUUAGAAUAGCACUCGACAACAAUGGCUUCAUGCCAACCAAAGCGAGUGAGUUUAGUUAUGAGAGUAAGCACCAGCUCGCUAGCGAUAAUGGAACCUUAUUUCACUCUGCCCCCGUUAGCGGCUUAUACAGGUGUGGAGAUCUUCCCAAUCUCCUAUUGUCAUCUGGAAUGGAUUGGAAAUGCAUUUUAUGGGACGUAACAAACAAUUUGAACCUUGCGACUAUUGAACUGGACCAUCCUAUCAUAACUUGUCAGUGGCUAAGCAAUGGCGACAAUAAUUUGUUGAUGAUAUUGACACCCAGUUCCCUAGAAGCGUUCGAAAUACACAUCUCUUCCACGCACUUGGGCCCGAAUUCAUUAAAGUGGUCAGUGGUCAACGAACCAUCACUGCGUUUUAGCUUGAGCAUUGAGCAAUGUGCGUCCCUUGAUAUGUUUUCGUGGUUCAAGUUGCUUUCUUCAAACAAGGAGAAUUUCGUGGUAUUGGGCGGUGAUUCACCACUAAAUUACUGUUUCAAGUUAUUUCUCGACUAG